UAAGGUACAACCCCAUUUAUCGACCUGAAUCUUACUCGGCACUCGGUUCAGGGGCCUCUCCCGCUGGCGCGAUUCGUAUGUUCGUAAUCUUACACGCCCAUCUCCACGCUAUCACCACUACACUUCCCGUGCCCCUACCGUCCGAUCUCACAAGAAAAUGGAACCCGACGUGAGCAUCGAGACAUCGUGCAUGAUCCGAAUCGCCGUCCUUCCAAUCGGCAACGUCCCUCCUUCUCUCCUGCGGGAUUACCACUCCAUGCUUCUGCCGCACCACACGAUCCCUCUCUCCACCAUCAGCUCCUUCUACACGGAGCACCAAAAAUCCCCUUUCGCCCACCAGCCCUGGGACAAGGGCUCGCUCCGGUUCAAAUUCCUGUUGGGCGGGUCCCCGCCCAGUCCAUGGGAAGAUUUCCAGCCCAAUCGCAAGAUCCUCUGCGUGAUCGGCAUUUGCCACUGUCCUUCUUCUCCGGAUCUUGAUGUCGUCAUCGAACAAUUCAAUGCCGCCUGCAAAAGUUACUCAUCUGCUCUCGUUCUUCGCUGCUUCGCCUUUUGUCCUGGCGAUUCUCAACUGGUUGAUGGUAAGAAAGAGAAUAUGGUUCUAUUUCCUCCUGCGGAUCGUUCGACGCAGGAGUUUCACUUACAGACGAUGAUGCAAGAUAUCGCUGCUUCAUUAUUGAUGGAAUUUGAGAAGUGGGUUCUUAAAGCAGAAUCUUCGGGAACUCUUUUGAAGACGCCUUUAGAUUCUCAAGCCACACUUAGCUCGGAGGAGGUGAUCAAGGAAAAACGAAGACUUGCUCGUGCUCAGAAGACAAUAGGGGAUUAUUGUUUGUUAGCAGGAUCACCUGUUGAUGCAAAUGCGCAUUAUACGACUGCACUUGAGCUAGCCAGGUUAACUGCAGAUUACUUUUGGUAUGCUGGGGCAUUGGAAGGUAGCGUUUGUGCCAUACUGGUGGAUCAAAUGGACAAGAAGGAUACAAGUGUAGAGGAUGAGGUUAGGUAUCGGUACAAUAGUGUCAUUACUCAUUAUAGGAAAUCCUUCAUUCAAGACAAUGUUCAGAGAGUUUCACCAAUUACCUUUGAACUUGAAGCUACCUUGAAAUUGGCCAGGUUUCUGUGCAGGAGAGAACUGACUAAGGAGGUUGUGGAGUUGUUAACCAAUGCUGCUGAUGGUGCAAAAUCUUUGAUCGAUGCCAGCGACAGACUCAUAUUAUAUGUUGAAAUAGCUCGUUUAUUUGGUACUCUUGGUUAUCAACGCAAAGCUGCCUUCUUCUCAAGGCAGGUAGCACAGUUAUACCUACAACAAGAAAAUAGACAUGCUGCUACCAGUGCCAUGCAAGUCCUGGCAAUGACCACCAAAGCAUAUCGUGUUCAAAGUAGAGCAUCCAGUGCAUAUCAUUCUAUUUCUAAUGAAACUGGAACAGGGCAUGCUGAUAGUGGGAAAUUGCAUCAUCAGUCAGUGGUUUCACUGUUUGAAUCACAAUGGAGCACCUUGCAGAUGGUUGUGCUGCGAGAGAUACUUCUAUCUGCUGUUCGUGCAGGAGACCCUCUUACUGCCUGGAGUGCAGCAGCAAGGCUACUAAGAUCUUACUAUCCUCUGAUUACACCUGCUGGACAAAAUGGCCUUGCAAGUGCACUGAAAAAUGCAGCUGAAAGGUUGCCUUCAGGAACUCGAUGUGCUGACCCUGCCUUACCUUUCAUAAGGGUGUAUUCUUUUCCUCUCCAUCCCUCGCAAAUGGACAUUGUAAAACGCAAUCCAGCAAGAGAAGAUUGGUGGGCAGGAUCUGCACCUUCAGGACCUUUUAUCUAUACACCAUUCAGCAAGGGAGAGUCAUCAGAUAAUAGCAAGCAAGAUUUGGUUUGGAUUGUAGGUGAACCAGUUCAGGUCUUUGUGGAGUUAGCUAACCCUUGUGGAUUUGAUUUAAAAGUCGAUAGCAUCUAUCUCUCCGUGCAAUCGGGGAAUUUUGAUCCUUUUCCCCUUAAUGUGGAUCUCCCACCUAAUUCAUCCCAGGUGAUCAUGUUAUCUGGAAUCCCUACAUCUGUUGGACGAGUGGUGAUUCCAGGGUGCACCGUUCAUUGUUUUGGUGUAAUUACUGAACACCAUUUUAAGGAUGUUGAUAAUUUGCUCCUUGGAGCUGCACAAGGACUUGUGCUUUCUGAUCCCUUUCGUUGCUGUGGGUCGCCAAGGUUGAGAAAUGUAUCUGUGCCGAAUAUUUCUGUUAUACCUCCAUUGCCAUUGCUCAUGUCACGUGUUGUAGGUGGUGAUGGUGCCAUUGUUCUAUAUGAAGGUGAAAUUCGAGAUGUAUGGAUAACUCUAGCUAAUGCCGGCACGAUUGCAGUUGAGCAGGCUCACAUUUCACUGUCCGGGAAAAACCAAGAUUCUGUCAUCUCAAUCGGAUUCGAAAAAUUAAAAUCUGCUCUUCCACUGAAACCUGGUGCAGAAGUGACCAUACCCUUGACCUUGAAAGCCUGGCAACUUGGCUUGGGUGAGAGUGAUACUGCAGCUGGUAAGAGUGCCUCUGUGAGCAUGGGUAGAACUGUGAAGGACGGAAGCUGUCCCUCAUUGUUGAUCCAUUAUGCAGGUCCAUUGGGAGAAGUUGGGGAUCUUGAAAAAAACAAAACGUCUGUGCCCCCUGGAAGACGUCUAGCUGUCCCACUACAAAUCUGUGUUUUGCAAGGCUUGUCUUUUGUGAAAGCUCGUUUGCUUUCCAUGGAGAUUCCUGCACAUGUGAGUGGGAGUCCUUCCAAUCUGGCAAAUGUGGAUGGUAACCCUUCAGAUGAAUCUGUUAGUUGUGGAAGUAAGAUAGAAAGAUUGGUGAAGAUUGAUCCUUUUAGAGGAAGCUGGGGAUUACGCUUUCUCGAGCUCGAGAUGUCUAAUCCAACUGACGUCGUGUUUGAAAUUAGUGUUUUUGUCUUGGAAAAACCGAGCAGCGAGGGCAACGUUUCUGUUGACUAUGCUGCUGAAUAUGGUUAUCCUAAAACAAGAAUCGACAGGGAAUACUUCUCGAGGGUUUUAAUACCACUCGAGCAUUUUAAGUUACCUUUUCUCGAUGAUUCAUUUUUCUCGAAAGAUAUGCAAUCCGAUGGGUCCACCGGUGGUAAAGAUUCUAGUUUCUCAGAAAGAAAUACAAAAUCUGAACUAAAUGCUUCCAUUAAGAGCCUCACCUCCAGAAUAAAAGUCAGGUGGCAAUCAGGACGGAACAGCUCUGGAGAACUGAACAUCACAGAUGCUAUACGAGCAGCCCUUCAGUCAUCCAUCAUGGAUAUACUGUUGCCGGAUCCUCUGACUUUCGGCUUCAGGCUUGCUAGAAAUGGUUCUGAAAAUGCUACAAAACUCGAUUCACCAAAAGAAUCCGAUACUAGCUCUACGUCAAAGAAUCCCGUAAUUGCACAUGAUAUGACUCCUAUGGAAGUUCUGGUUCGGAAUAACACUAAGGAAACCAUCAAGAUGAGCCUUAGUGUUACAUGCAGAGAUGUGGCAGGACAGAACUGUGUGGAUGGCGCAAAGGCAUCUGUCCUAUGGGCUGGUGUUCUAAGUGGAAUUACCAUGGAGGUUCCUCCACUUCAAGAAGGCAAGCAUAGUUUUUCGUUGUACUUCCUCGUCCCGGGUGAGUACACCAUGGUUGCUGCUGCUGUAAUCGACGAUGCUAAUGACGUUUUAAGAGCCAGAGCAAAAUGCGAAUCACCCGAUGAACCUAUUUUUUGUCGAGGACCUCCUUUUCAUGUGCGUGUCAUUGGGACCGCAUGACGGUUGUUUCCGGUGUAGCCAUAGUAAAUGCUCCUCAGUCAAACCGUCAUUCUAGCAUCUUCCAAGUAGUCAUUAAUCACCAAAGUCGCUUCAUCUCAAAAUCAAAUUGCUGUACUAAUUAGGGAUAUAAUGCUUGUG
Molecule: messenger RNA, 3883 nt
Organism: Hibiscus syriacus
Lineage: Eukaryota; Viridiplantae; Streptophyta; Magnoliopsida; Malvales; Malvaceae
Product: trafficking protein particle complex II-specific subunit 120 homolog
Cellular component (GO): trans-Golgi network
Source: RefSeq, a predicted model, not a curated record